AUGGACGCCCUAUCGCUGCCGCGUUGGCCAGCGUUUGGGGUGUCCGCCACGCCACGGGACAGCGGGAAUGGUGCCCCGCGUUGGCGUUCGCGCUACGGACGCAACGAUAGGCACCUCGACACGGCGCACCCACUACCACGUCAAGACAUGGACAUGCUGGGAUGCUAUAUAAGCCCCGCCGAUCCACCGCACUUCCUCAGCAAACCUUUAGCCACUUACCAGCUUUAUCGUCAGCCAGCAAUCACAAUGCGUGUCGCACUCUUCGUCCUCGCUUUCGCUGCUGUGUUCGUCCUCGCCAACCCCAGCGGUGACAAGAAGAAGGCCAAGAAGACCAAGACUCCUACUCCUGCUGCUGCUGCCGCUGAGGAGCCCGCCCCUGUCGAUGGCGGCGAUGCCCCUGCUGCUUAA
This is a messenger RNA of Pleurotus ostreatus (oyster mushroom), 408 nucleotides long. RefSeq lists its product as uncharacterized. The coding region runs from base 1 to 408 and encodes 135 amino acids. The transcript has 2 exons. NCBI's taxonomy places the organism in Eukaryota, Fungi, Basidiomycota, Agaricomycetes, Agaricales, Pleurotaceae. The record is from RefSeq and is a predicted model, not a curated record.